Molecule: messenger RNA, 2038 nt
Organism: Dreissena polymorpha
Lineage: Eukaryota; Metazoa; Mollusca; Bivalvia; Myida; Dreissenidae
Product: palmitoyltransferase ZDHHC16A-like
Exons: 9
Coding region: 240-1427 (395 amino acids)
Biological process (GO): protein palmitoylation
Cellular component (GO): Golgi apparatus
Molecular function (GO): palmitoyltransferase activity
Source: RefSeq, a predicted model, not a curated record
UAUGUUAAACUUCGCCUUACUUCAUUCUUAGUCCCUUAUAUUUCUGAAAUGAUUUUCUAAAUGUGCAAUUGAAUAUGCGUGAUUAUAAUGAUUGUUUUAAUAACGAAAAUAGUACUUCUGUGACGUUCAUUUUGAUCUGACGACUUUCCAUAAUGUUCUGAUGUCAAACCAGUUGUCAUUUGAAUGACCAUUAUAAAAGUUGACCAUUCUCAUAUGAUGCUAGCUGUGGACAAAGUUUCAUGAUACAUACAGCAAAUCCAGCACUAAGCUAUCUGACAGUAAUGAUGUGCGUUGGAAGAGCUUGUGCUUGGUUACCAAGGAAAAUUCGUCGUAGAGUGAGGGAAUGUUCAGAAUGGAUGACAACACUGUAUUACACUCUGUACUUCAACUAUUUCACUACAUUUUUCCUAGCUCUUGAAGUGAUGAUGGAACCUUUGUUUUGGUUUGUGGAGAAAUUUGCAAGGUUUCUAGGACCAAUGUUUGUCACUCUGGUGACAGUGAUGACAACAUCCGUAGUGACCAUAUUCUAUGUGUGCCUGCUUCCUCACGUGUACGAUAUCAGCCUUGGAUUGACAGUGUUCCACCUGAUCUUCGGACAUUGGCUGCUUGCCAACAUUGUGUUUCACUACGUGAUGGCUGCAUUCACCCAACCUGGCACUCCUCCACCCCAGAAUGUUCCAGAGAUUGUUUCCGUUUGCAAGAAGUGCAUAUCUCCAAAACCACCACGUACACACCAUUGCACAAUCUGUGGAAAGUGCAUACUCAAAAUGGACCACCAUUGCCCGUGGCUGAACAACUGUGUGGGUCACCGUAACCAUAGAUACUUCUUCUUGUUUUGCCUCUACAUGUGGAUGGGCACAAUCUAUGUCAGCUGGGUGGGCCAUGAGCUCUUCAGACAACAUUUCUAUGGCGACAAGCCAACAAGGUUCCCACCGUUCUUGUAUCCACUCAACGCCAUUCACGAUGCCAUCUACAAUCCAAAGGAAAAUCCCAAACCACAGGUCUUCAUUAUCAGCGAAGAUUCACCGAUGAUAGAGGAGAAUUACCUCGAGUAUUACUACCACAUAGCCGUCCUAUACGAGUUUAUCUUAUGUUCGGGGGUCACGCUGGCUCUCGGCCUAUUGAUGGUGUGGCACGCCAAGCUUAUAUCGGUCGGAGAAACCAGUAUAGAGGUGCACAUAAACAAUACGCAGCGCAAAAAAUAUAAGAAAAAGAAUCUUAUAUACACAAAUCCAUUUCACUACGGUUUAAAAAAGAAUUGGAUGGUGUUUUUAGGAUUUUCAAAUUUUAGUUCGUUUGUCCGUCGGGUAUUACUGCCCUCCACACAUGAACCCGAGGGUAGCGGGCUCACCUGGGAACGUGCCUCAUACAAGUUCCAUCCGGAUAAGGGAUUACAAAGGGUCUCCAAUGGGACCCCUACGUCAUAGAAUACGAAGGGUCUCCAAUGGGACCCCUACGUCAUAUAAUACGAAGGGUCUACAAAGGGACCCCUAUGUCAUAGGAGCUUAGAUAUUGCUCGCAAAAAUAAAGGUCACACAGACCUUUAUGCAUAACUACAUUAACCCGGAAGAUACCGAUGCAAGAAAUUCACAAGUGGUCGUACUUGAAGCGAGCACAACAAUAAAAAUGCGAGUCUUUGGACGGGAAUGGCGUAAAAUUGAUGAAACAUGUUCAUGCUUAACUGCAAAUAUUGUCGUUUUCGUAAUGAAAAUGAAUGCCAUAGAUUCACGAAUAUCCAUCUAAAAUGUGUGAAGGGUAUCUUUGAUCUCUUAAAACAGAUCACGAACAAAAGUGAGUAUCACUACAGGACAAAAUUAAGCGCGUUGUUUAUGUUAGUAGAGUUCUUGAGUUUGGUACUUUCAUAUGUGCGUAGCUUGAAGUGACACUGUGAUAAAAAAUCUUACCUGUGGGACAAACUCUUUAUAAGUGUGAGCAAACGGUAACAAACGGCUCAAGUAUUGUUCAUUGAAUUCCAUGUUGCAAUAUUUCAAUGUAUUUUAUAAGCAUUAUUGUUAUGGAAUAAAACUAUUGUUUUGUG